Molecule: messenger RNA, 3525 nt
Organism: Perca flavescens (yellow perch)
Lineage: Eukaryota; Metazoa; Chordata; Actinopteri; Perciformes; Percidae
Product: complement C3
Exons: 29
Coding region: 1-3525 (1174 amino acids)
Cellular component (GO): extracellular region
Molecular function (GO): endopeptidase inhibitor activity
Source: RefSeq, a predicted model, not a curated record
AUGAGUAGGACUCUGCUGUGGCUGCUGGCCUCUCUGGCCUUUGCCUCUCUGACUUCUCUGGCUGAUGGAGCUCCAUUGAAGGUGAUGUCUGCCCCUAACUUGUUGCGGGUAGGAACAGCAGAAAACAUCUUUGUGGAGUGUCAAGACUGCACCGGGGGAAACAUCCCGGUCCAAAUCAACGUGGUGAACCAUCCAGCCAAAACCACAACGCUGACAUCCACAUCUGUGACCCUUACCAGUGCAAGAAACUUCCAGGAGCUCGGACAAAUAACGAUCCCUGCUGACAGCUUCAGUAAGGAUCCUACCAUGAAGCAGUAUGUCUACCUGCAAGCUCAGUUCCCUGACCACCUGCUGGAGAAAGUCGUCUUAGUGUCCUUCCAGUCCGGGUACAUCUUCAUCCAGACUGACAAGACCCUCUACACCCCCAACAGCAAAGUUCAUUACAGGAUGUUUGCAGUGACGCCCCGUAUGGAGCCCGUAGAGAGGAAUGCCCAAACUCAAACUGAUGCUUCUAUUGCCAUCGAGAUUGUGACCCCUGAGGACAUCAUUUUACCAUUGGAUCCAGUCUCUUUGAAAUCAGGGAUCCACUCUGGAGUUUUCCAACUCGCUGAAAUUGUCAGUACCGGACUGUGGAAAGUGGUGGCGAAGUUCCCCAGCAACCCACAGCAGAGCUAUUCUGCAGAGUUCGAGGUCAAAGAAUAUGUGCUGCCCAGUUUUGAAGUUAAGCUGACGCCUGAAAGAUCCUUCUUCUACGUGGACAGUCCAGAGUUCACCGUCAACAUCAAAGCUACGUAUCUGUUUGGUGAAGAGGUGGAUGGGACGGCCUACGUGGUGUUUGGGGUUAUGCAAGAUGGUCAGAAGAAGAGCUUUCCAGCUUCUCUUCAGAGAGUUGAGAUAGAGAAUGGUAAUGGAGAGGUGACACUGAAGAGAGAGCACAUCACACAGACUUACCGAGACAUCUCUCGACUGGAGGGGCACGCCAUGUAUGUAGCUGUCAGUGUGCUGACGGAGAGCGGUGGUGAAAUGGUGGAGGCGGAGUUGAGAAAUAUCCAGAUUGUUACAUCACCUUACACUAUCUCCUUUAAGAAAACGCCCAAAUUUUUCAAACCAACACUGUCCUUCGAUGUUACGGUUGAAGUUUUGAAUCCUGACGGCACUCCGGCAGAGCGUAUUACAGUGGUGGUCAGCCCCAACCAGAUGAAAGGCAAUACCACAGCCAAUGGCAUGGUAAACCUUCCCGUCAAUACAGUGGCGGGCCAACGAACACUGACAAUCACCGCAAGGACCAUGGAUGAAGAUAUUUCAAAUGAAAGGCAAGCAUCAGCCUCCAUGGUAGCUCUCCCAUAUACCUCUCCAAGCAACAACUACAUCCACAUAGGUGUGGAAAAACAGGAGCAAUUAGGAGGCAACCUGAAAGUCAGCUUCAUCGUCAGCAAGGAGGAAAAUAAAAACAUUGACAUUACAUACCUGAUCCUGAGCAAAGGUCAGCUGGUGAACAAUGGGCGUUACAGGAGCACAGGUCAAGUUCUGAUUUCCCUGAAUGUUCCCAUUACCAAAAACAUGCUGCCAUCGUUCCGCAUCGUAGCCUACUACCACACAGAUGACAAUGAAGUGGUAUCAGAUUCUGUUUGGGUGGAUGUAAAGGACUCCUGCAUGGGCUCGCUGAGACUGGAACCCUUGAAACGUGCUUCAUCCUAUGAGCCUAGCAGGUUGUUUGGUCUGAAGGUCACUGGAGACCCAGGGGCCGUAGUGGGACUGGUGGCAGUUGACAAAGGUGUCUACGUCCUAAACAACAAGCACCGUCUCACCCAGAAAAAGGUGUGGGAUACUGUACAGAAGUACGACACAGGCUGCACACCAGGUGGAGGGAAGGAUAGUAUGGGUGUGUUCUACGAUGCUGGGCUGUUGUUUAAGUCCAACAUGGCUCAUGGAACUCCCUACAGACAAGAAUUAAAAUGUCCGGCCCCCAGCCGGAGGAAACGAGCCACUACUAUAAUGGACGUCACAACCAGCUUCGUGAGUCAAUAUCAAGACCAACUCCAACGUGAGUGUUGUUUGGAUGGCAUGAGGAACACCCCCCUCUCCUACACCUGUGAGAUGCGAACGGAGUACAUCAGUGAUGGUGAUGCCUGUGCCGCAGCCUUCCUGCACUGCUGCAAGGAGCUGGAAACCCAGCGAGCUGAGAGGAAGGAGGAUAGCCUCAUUCUGGCUCGCAGUGAGGAGGAUGACAGUUACACGGACAGCGAUGAAAUUGUGUCUCGCACCAAGUUCCCUGAAAGUUGGCUGUGGUUAGAUGUGACUCUGCCUGCUUGUCCUCGACCUAACUGUGACACCACAUCACUGACAAGAAAUGUUCCUUUGCAAGACUCAAUCACAACCUGGCAGUUCACUGGAAUAAGUCUGUCAAGAGCUCACGGAAUCUGUGUUGGCGAGCCGUUAGAGGUCGUUGUCCAGAAGCCAUUCUUCAUUGAUCUCAGGCUGCCGUACUCUGCUGUCCGUGGAGAGCAGCUGGAAAUUAAGGCAAUCCUCCACAACUACACCCCCGAUCCUAUCACCGUGCGUGUGGAUCUGAUGGAAGAGGAGCAUGUGUGCAGUUCAGCCUCUAAACGUAGAAGGUAUCGCCAGGAGGUCAACAUGGGGGGCGAAACUACACGAGCUGUACCCUUCAUCAUUAUUCCCAUGAAAGAAGGGAAGUUUAACAUUGAGAUCAAAGCAGCUGUUAAAGCUUCUUCGCUAAAUGAUGGAAUCAUAAAGAAGCUGCUGGUGGUGCCUGAAGGCGUACUGGUUAAAUCUUCUCAGAUUAUAAUUCUAGACCCCACUACUAAAGGUGUAGGUGGUAAACAAGAAGUAACUCUCAACAGUCGAAUUCCUGAAAAAGAUUUGGUCCGAAACGCACCUACUAGCACACAGAUCUCAGUGACAGGGAGAGAACAAGUUUCUACGCUGGUGGAGAACGCCGUUAGUGGGGACUCUAUGGGUACUCUGAUCCGCCAGCCGUGGGGGUGUGGAGAACAAAACAUUGCUAAGAUGACCCUACCAGUCAUUGCAGCCACAUAUUUGGACAAAACCAGCCAGUGGGAAACUGUGGGCUUUCAUAAACGUAACGAAGCCCUCCAACACAUCAAGACCGGCUACCAGAAUGAGCUUUACUACCGUAAAAAAGAUGGGUCUUUUGCUGUUUGGUGGUGGAGCAAGAGCAGCACCUGGCUGACAGCGUAUGUUGCCAAGGUGUUUGCCAUGGCUGACAAUCUGGUGGUAGUAAAAAGAGAGCACAUCUGUGAAGCCAUCAAGUUUCUGAUUCUCAACGCACAGCAACCUGAUGGCUUGUUUAGAGAAGUUGGAUGGGUUUACCAUGGACAGAUGACUGGUGAUGUGAGAGAUUCAGAUGCCUCCAUGACGGCCUUCUGCCUCAUUGCCAUGCAGGAGUCUCGCACACAAUGUGCUGCCAUUGUUAACGUGAGUACUUCAUCUGCAAACAAUGGUUCACUGCAUGAAAAGUGGGAUUUCCGUCCCCGGUUAUCCUAA